UAAGUGAGGCGGGCAGCCUGGCCGGGCAGCACGCAGCAGCGCGAUGUCUCCGUCAGUUCCUGACAGCGAUGGCGAUGGCGGCGCGGACCCUGCUGGCGUCCCUCGGGGUCCUGCUCCUGGCUGCGGCCGUUUGCGCGCAGGACAAGCUCGACAAGCUCGACAAGCGCGCCUCGGCCGACGCGGACAUCGACCGGCUCACCGAUGACGCCCUCGCCGGCAUCGCGACGUUCGCCAAGGACACGGGGCUGGUCAGCCUCAACCUGCCCGAUGUGGACCAGCACUUCUCCACCACCGUGGCGUGGAUCCUCAGCAUCACCGGCAACCUCCAGCUGAUGAAUGGCCUUCUCACCAACUUCCAAACGAUCCACCGCUUCGAGGACUCCCUGCUCACGUUCAUCGAGUCCACGCAGGCGGACAACCCGAACGAGCUGGUCCUGCGCGUUGGGAUCGAGAUUCCGGAGAUCGACGUAAGAUCGGUGUACCCUCUGCCUCUCUUUCUCCCCAACACAGCGGGCUUGAAGAUCGUUGUAGGCGGUCAAAACGCGUCUCGAGUUCUGGCCGCCUCCACCGGUCGGUGCCCCGGGACGACGCGGGCUGGAGCCGUGAUGUGCUGCGUGUUUCAGGCUGCAUACGCCCGGACUUCGACGCGCCGGAAGCGCCGCGAUGGUCAUGCAGAACGGCAAGUUGCCAUGGCGACCUCAGUCGCCUGGGCAGUCCCGCCGAGCGCGCCACCACGACAGCCGCCUACCCUCCGAGCUUCUAGUAUAGAGGCCUUCAUAUCCCUGUACGGAAAUGUAGGGCUGUACUCUCGUCUUACGAGUCGGUUUGUGUUCCGUUGCAGAAAGAUCAACGUGAAGGUCAAGGACGGCGUGGUGGGCUGGCUGGCGACGUUCAUCAGCAACCUCGUGGUCGGCUUCGUGAAGAACAACGUCAAGAACGCGAUCGAGCACCAGCUGCCAUCCGUCAUCAACGACAUCCUCGCCAAGCUGGACAUCGCGGACAUGAUCCGCCCUCACUUGGCUCCCAGGCUGGCUCUCUGAACCAGCAAACCAGUUUUUUAAAUACACGACUGCCUGGCAGGAUGGAUUCUCUCUCAUGUUUUUCGGCACUGUCACCUCGGGUUAAUGGGGUCGGGCAUUAAAAUGCGAAACAUCUUUU
Messenger RNA from Thrips palmi, 1158 nucleotides. RefSeq lists its product as uncharacterized. Bases 69 to 1040 code for a protein of 323 amino acids. Lineage: Eukaryota; Metazoa; Arthropoda; Insecta; Thysanoptera; Thripidae. The transcript is spliced from 5 exons. The record is from RefSeq and is a predicted model, not a curated record.